Molecule: messenger RNA, 935 nt
Organism: Condylostylus longicornis
Lineage: Eukaryota; Metazoa; Arthropoda; Insecta; Diptera; Dolichopodidae
Gene: crok
Exons: 3
Coding region: 134-598 (154 amino acids)
Biological process (GO): sleep; positive regulation of voltage-gated potassium channel activity; regulation of synaptic transmission, cholinergic
Source: RefSeq, a predicted model, not a curated record
UUUUGUUAUGUCAAGUUUUUUAUCUAUUUUUUGAUUUUGUUGUCAUAAUAAAUUAGAUAGACAGAGGGGCGGAUCCAAUAUUUUGGUUUUUAUAUUUAAAUAUUUAAUUCGUUGUUUUUUUUAUGAUAUUACAAUGGAAAUAAAAUGCAACAAAAUAAUUAUUUUAUUUUUUGUUGUACUUUUUGUGUGCCAAACAGUGUAUUCAAUUAAAUGUUGGGACUGUCGUUCUGAUAAUGAUCCAAAAUGUGCUGAUCCUUUUGAUAAUAGCUCAUUGGCCAUCACAGAUUGUACUCAAGAACCUGAGUUAUCCCACCUACCUGGAGCCAAAGCAACAAUGUGUAGAAAAAUAAGGCAAAAAAUCCAUGGAGAAUGGAGAUAUUUCAGAAGCUGUGCAUACAUGGGUGAGCCUGGUAUAGAAUUAGAUGAGAGAUUCUGCUUGAUGAGGACGGGCACAUAUAAUUUGUUUAUGGAGUAUUGCACAUGUGCAAGCAAAGAUGGUUGUAAUUCUGCUAUGCACCAAACUGUAAACAAAUUUGUCAUUAUGUCUAGUACAUUAUUAAUAAUUACAGUAGCAUAUCUUAUAUCAAAAGAAAAUUAAUCAUUGAUGUCAAAGCAAUUCAUCAAAGAAGUAAUUUUUGCUAAAAAAUGCCUUAGUUUAAUAUAAGAUCUAUGGAAUUUAUCACACAAGGCAUUAAAAUUGGAGCUGCUAGAAAAUUUUAAGUGCCUUUUCAAUAUUCUUUUAAUUUAGAAUGUUAUAUGUAAUAAAUCAAUGACGCGAAUUAACUUAAAUCAUUCCAUCCAUUUUUACAAAUUAAGUUUAUGUAGAAAAUUCUUUUAUUUUUUAUAAAUAUUCUAUAACCUUGGCGUUAUUUUUGCAUUACUUGAUCAGUUAAUAUCUUUUUUACAGAUUUUGUAAUAUAAUAAAUUUUAAUUAA